GCUCAACCGAAUUAUGACCGUCUUCAGUGCACUAUGAGAUUAUCCAAACUAUCUGAUGAUCAUGUUUAAGAGGGGCAAUUCGAACAAUCCAUGGAUCGCUGACUCACUCGUCAGCACAGAAAAACACACAGGAUGAACGUCAGCCAGGAUGACUAUGCCCGUAUGGUCACAAUCUAUACCAACAGGAGGAAGCAGACAGAUCUUCAACAAGUUCCCAAAAUCCACAGGCGUUUCUAUUCGAUAAAAGCUGCAAGAACGUCUACCAAAGAGAACAAGCAUAAAAUUACAUUUCGAGACAAGAGGUUCAAGAGUUACGCUGUGGAAGGAGCGACGUUCAGGUUGUUCCUUGUCCCGAAAAAGCCCACGAAAAGGAUGCAUUUUUUGGUCAAAGAUCGCUACAAAAACGUUCUCGAGAAUAAAACCCUAGAUCCCGAGAUAUUGCCGAAAUGGAUGGAAAUAUUCGUCAUAUCGGUUGAUCCGAUAACUCCGUUCGAAGUGACCUGCCAUCCAGCAUGUGUUAUAAAACAGCCUACUCUCAAUUUAUUCAAAUACAGACAGGGCAUUUUGGGCGGGAGCCCCCUGACACGGACGAAGAGAGCGUCAAAGACGAAAUGGGAGUCGUUCAUCUUAGGACAAUCCGAUCCGAAACUGCCCAAGGACAAUUCGCCGUUUGUCGUUUCCGACUGCAGAAAACUGCCCGCCAAUGCGGACCUUUGCUGUCGGAUGCGAAUGGAGAUGCUUUUCAAAAUGACGCCCGGCUUCGAGUUCGUGAUCCAACCGUUUUCCUACGACGUCGGUUACUGCAUGGGCUCCUGCCCCGGAAGGCACAACUGGCUCAACCAUUACACCAACAUCAAAACAAUGUUCUGGAUGAUGAAGAAGGAAAAGAAAGCCCUCUGCUGCGUACCGUCUAAAAUGGAGAACGUCGAAGUCCUCUAUUUGAGCUCCCAAGACUCGUCCAAACUGGCUAUAUCGACAUGGGUCGGUAUGAAAGCCUCGGAAUGCGCCUGCACGUAAUCUGAAAAUAAAAUAAAUUUCAUAAAAUAGCGGAUACGACCCGAAUGAUGACCCUUUCAACAUUUCCCGACCUUCCCUUUGAGCACCAUACAGAACCGAUUUAAAAAAAAAAAUACUCUAUGAAAUAUUUAAUCGUGAUGCAGUAAUUGAUGUGUAAUGUAUAUUCUUAUUUACUACUCUCUUCGACCAAAUAAUGAAAUUCGGUUUAAAUGGUUGAGUCGACUCUGCUCAGGAGAUGGCAGUCACGGUCAUAAGAUCACACUCGGAAGAUUCGAGAUUCGAAUAAACAAAAAGCAAAGGUGGUGGAACUUCUUUUUAAUUCCGAACCAUCGUAUCGGACCGCGCGGUAGAAUUUAAAAAAAUCGCCAGACGAAUUUUUGUGAUCUCAGGAGUUGUUUUCGAUUAGAAUGAGAAAUUUUAUCUAUUAGGAACACUACGUUUUUCCUACAAAAUAAAUUUAAAUUCCUAUUAAAGAACUGCAAGAAUCCAAUUUAGCAGCAAAGGUAGUUACAUUUAACCGUUCCAGAAGAGAUAGAACGUUUUAUUUUCAAUUCUGACAAUCUACACUAAAACCAUUAGACAAAAUGAUUUUUAAAAAAGCAAUAGUUCGUUCAAAAAAAAGUUACCCUUAACGUUUGCACUUGUACUAACGAAAAAAUUAGAAGAUAAGCUUAAAAUUCAAACAAACUUUUCAUCCAUGCCUACAAAGAUCUUAAUAUAAGGCUCAACGAUGAAGAAAGUGCACAGUUUUGACUAGAAACAUUGAUUUUUAGCAUACUACACAAUAAAGAAAAGUGACAUUUAAUUAUUCUUUAUUCAAUUGAGUUUAAUGGCGAUUUCGCCGGAUUAUGUGUACUUUAAUUAUCCGUAUAUUAUUUGGUUUUGUGUAGAUUUAAUUAAGAAAAAUAAUUUUGUCCACUGCGUCCAUUUCUAGCACGUGUUAUUCUUUUUCUUUUCUAAAGUUUAAAACCUUAAUUAUUUUAGUACAAGAAAAAAAAAACGGUUGUAUAAAUAUUUUUGUAUAUACCAAUUUGGCUGUAAAUGAACUUAGACUCCUCUAAAUGAGACUGUAAUUUAAUUUGUAAAUUGAAAUUGUAAAAUUUUUGUCGAUGUUUUUAUUUAAUUUUUAAGAAAAUUUAAGACGAUUGUAAGUAUUUUUUCUGUAAUUUAAAAUAUAUAAAAAGGUUUUUUUUUGUUUAAUAUGUAAAUAUUAUUAGUUUUAGUUAAUUUUUAAGAUGUUUCAGUCGCUACCUCAUUUUAUGUAAACCUUUCGUUGUAAAUAAAUAGACACGAUGCAAUGUAAA
This is a messenger RNA of Cimex lectularius (bed bug), 2321 nucleotides long. RefSeq lists its product as uncharacterized. The record is from RefSeq and is a predicted model, not a curated record. Gene Ontology annotation, biological process: SMAD protein signal transduction; BMP signaling pathway. Gene Ontology annotation, molecular function: growth factor activity; cytokine activity. The transcript is spliced from 3 exons. NCBI's taxonomy places the organism in Eukaryota, Metazoa, Arthropoda, Insecta, Hemiptera, Cimicidae. Gene Ontology annotation, cellular component: extracellular region. Bases 133 to 1017 code for a protein of 294 amino acids.